Molecule: messenger RNA, 2205 nt
Organism: Kalmanozyma brasiliensis GHG001
Lineage: Eukaryota; Fungi; Basidiomycota; Ustilaginomycetes; Ustilaginales
Product: DNA helicase Pif1 like protein
Exons: 1
Coding region: 1-2205 (734 amino acids)
Biological process (GO): telomere maintenance; DNA repair
Molecular function (GO): ATP hydrolysis activity; DNA helicase activity
Source: RefSeq, a predicted model, not a curated record
AUGUAUGCUCGCAGCAAUGCAUCCAGCGAUGCGAGCGCGCCACCAGUCGUCCGCUCGGCGCUAGGCUCCCUCAAGCGAACAUGGUCGGGCAACCAGCAGGAUCUCGGCUCGUCAGCGGCAAGCACGACCAGCAGCAAGUCGGCAGUCGCACCCCAAUCCAGCCAGGAGAUCUUCUAUGAAUGGUCUGACUCGCCCUCGCCACCGCAACGGCAUGCAACGCUCAACAAGCAAAGCACCGACUCGGACAAGGAGAACGGCUCAUCCGCUCCGCCCGGCAAGAAGUCCAAAUCCGCAGUGGACGUGGCCGUAGCAUCGAUUCCAGCAAAAGCGGCUCAGCCACAGACGGGCUUCGUGCCAGCUUCGACCAUCGCGCGAUCAUCCAACUACAACAGCAGCGGAAACUCAGCACCUUACAACGCAGGCUCAGCACCCUACAACGGAAGCCGACCCAGCCAAGGAUAUGCGAAUCGUCAGCAAUACAAUGCUCCGUCGUAUCCUCGUCAGAACUCGCAUCCAUCGAUGAGCACCGACCUUGCAACACAGUUCUCAUACGACCGCAACCAAGCUCGCAACGGUUCCAGCGCCAACGCAUCCGGAUCAAGCAGACUCACCAUCCCGCCUCCCAGCAGCGGUCCCUCGAAUGCAUACGCGCGCACCUCUUCCGCACCCUCCAUGCCCUGGAUGAAGACGGCGUCUCAACUCAAGAAUGAACGACGCAACGACCCUGACGCCUAUCAAGCCAGCUCCCUGAUCGCGUCCUCGUCAAGCCGAGCCUCUCCGAGCGCCAUUCCCAGUGGCGCACAGAACGAAAAGAAGCAGGAAGUCAACAAGAUCUUCCUCUCGCAGGAGCAGCGCAAAGUGCUGCACAUGGUCGUCGAGGAGGGCAAGAACGUCUUCUUCACUGGUUCGGCGGGUACUGGUAAAUCCGUGCUGUUGAGAGAGAUCAUCAAGGAGCUGCGUCGGAAGCAUGCCAAGCGGCCCGACUCGGUCGCCGUUACUGCAUCUACGGGCAUCGCCGCCUGCAACAUUGGCGGUGUUACCAUCCACAGCUUUGCCGGCAUCGGUCUUGGCAAGGAGCCCGUCCUCCAGCUGAUGAGCAAGAUCCGCAAGAACCGCAAGUCGUCCGCCCGAUGGCAGCGCACCCAGGUGCUCAUCAUCGACGAGGUGUCCAUGGUCGACCCCGCCCUUUUCGACAAGUUGGAAGAGGUCGCUAGGCUCAUCCGAAAGAAGCCCGACAAGCCCUUCGGCGGUAUCCAAGUCGUCAUCACGGGCGAUUUCUUCCAGCUGCCGCCCGUGAACCCUGGCGGCAGCGUCACCUUUGCCUUCGACGCGCAGAGCUGGGACAAGGUAGUGCAGCACAAGGUCAACCUGACGCAGGUUUUCCGUCAAAAGGACGAGUCGUUUGUCACCAUGCUCAACGAGAUGCGAUUUGGCCAGCUGUCGACCAAGACCAUCGAGGCUUUCAAGAAGCUAGAGCGGAUCCCGAGAUACGAAGACGGCAUCGUCCCGACUGAGCUCUUUCCCCGACGCGAGGAUGUCGACCGAGCCAACAUGGACCGUCUCUCCGCGCUGCAGAGCGAGAGUCAGACGUAUCGAGCGCAGGACGGCGGCAGUCUCCCGGCCGAGGCACGCGAACGGGUUCUUCAGCAUUCGAUCGCGCUGCCGGUGGUGCACCUCAAGAAGGGCGCCCAGGUGAUGCUCAUCAAGAACCUGGACGAGACGCUGGUCAACGGAUCGGUCGGCAAAGUGAUCGAUUUCAUGGACGAGACCGAGCACGAAAAGAAGCUGGGGAUGCUCGACAUGCCCGAGGGCGGCGAGAAGGAGGGUACGGACAAAGGCCCACGCAUCUCGACGCGCAAGUGGCCUCUGGUGCGCUUCGUGCUGCCCAACGGCCAGACGCGCGACUACCUGGCCAAGCCUGAGUCGUGGAAGACCGAGCUGCCGGAUGGCGAGGUGCAGGCAUCGAGACAGCAAGUGCCGCUCAUCCUGGCAUGGGCCAUGUCGAUCCACAAGUCGCAGGGCCAGACGCUACCUUGCUGCAAGAUCAACCUCAAUCGGGUGUUCGAGAAGGGUCAGGCGUACGUCGCGCUGUCGCGAGCUACGUCGUUGGAGGGGCUGCAGGUGCUCGGGUUCAAAGCGGACAAGGUGAUGGCCCAUCCGAGGGUCAUUCAGUGGAGUCGGUCGUUGAUCACGAUGAGCGAGUGA